ACUGCGAUGCAGCCCUGGCUUAUUUGGGGAAAAAAAAUUAAGAGGGAGCAGCAGUGAAGACGGGUGAUAAAUUAAUUAGCCACUGCUUACACAUAACCCAGGGUGCGGAAACCUGAAGCUAGCUCUCAAGAACACCCUCCACCACUGCUAGACUCCCGGUUGCCACUUAGAUCAAGAUUCUGCUGCUACCUUUAAGGCAACGACGAUGGCGGAACUGGUAAGGGACUGGCUGGCGGACUAUCAGCGGACGCGAACUCAACCAGCCGAAGCGGAGGCGUUUGUUGUGGAGCACGAAACGGACCCAGAGAUCGCAGAGGCCAUCUUUACCAUCUUCAAUGAGCGGCAACGCAACGAGUCUCUUGUCCACGACAUUUGCCAGCAGCUCCUGGCCUUCUACCGCUCGCCUGAACUGACACUGCACAAGUUCCCACUGCAGUUCAUCCCCGUGCUCGUCUACACGUACAUGCAUUCGGUGGCCGCCGGCGAUAAGAAAGCCGCGCGUGGCGUGGAGACUCUACUCAUCUGCAUUUACAAUGGCGAAGUGUCCACCGACGACGGCGGCCAACGGAUAGUGGCUUUCCGCAUGCCCAUCCUGGCCCAGACGUCUGUCUAUCACGAGGUAAAAAAUCUUCCCAUGACGGAUUUGCGCCGCUGGGAAGAGAACUGCAACCGGGAAGUUAAAUGGGGGCCGCAUCAGCGAAUUGAGUCGAUCCAUGCACAGAACCGUAUGCGCAUCCUUACGGCCCUGCUGUUUUGCUACAACCAACAGGUUAGCCAGACGCAAAAAUCGUCGCUGCUCCACUUGUGCCGGGCAACGUCUCAGCUGGUGAAUCAGGGAUUUACCACGAAGUCGGGGCACGGUCAUCGCAUGAGCUAUGGCUCGGAUCCCGCGACAGGAACGAACUUUCCCAAGCCCUCCUCACCACGCAUUCCACUUUCCGCAUCCUUCCUGAUUGAAUUGGUGCAUGCAAUUUAUUUCGCCAUGUUCAAUGGUUAUGGCACGAUAGCCAUUCAGACGCUGGACGACAUCCACAACCGGGCCAUCUACGAAAUGUACUCGGAGCUGAUCCUGGUGACCAGCGCAGUGCGCAACUCGCUGCACGCCAAUCCAUCUGGGCAACCCAACGACGGACCCAUGGGACUGAGUGUGGCCCUAACACCGUCCACAAAUACGGUGACCACGUCGGUGUCUAAGUCCAUGAUCACUAACGCCUCCUUCCGCACGAAAAAAUUGCCGGAUGACAUACCUAUUCAGGUGCAGGAUCUAACCAUGCAGCAGGCGCCGCAGCAGCUGGCCAGCGUGACUGAGGAGGCGGAACCAGGCUCGAAGGAGUCGCCUUCAACGAAGGAGAGCUCCGGCACUCGCACCUCGAUAAUGCGUCCCAGCAUGGAAGGCAUCAAGGCGCAGGCACACAAGGCACUAAUUGCGGGCUUUAAGAAGUCCAAGGACAAGGAGAAAGAGAAGGAUAAGGAGCCGCCAAAGCCACCGCAACGUAAGUUUGACAAGCACACGCAACGCAACUCGCUGCUUCAGCUGCAGGCGGAUCCCAUCUCGAAUCCGAGUGCAGACCAGCCACCCACCGGCGAAGUUCUGCCGCUGCAGACGCUCUCGCUGAUCAACGAAAAUGGCAGCAACAGCUUCAGCGUGGACAGCGACCUGAACGAUGGCGUGCUGGGCGCGAACGCCAACACAUCCCUGCCUCCGCUGAGCAGCACCACCAACUCGGUGACCAGCAGCGACCUGCUCACCAAGAGCUUCGACUCCAGCAUCGAACUGGCGCCGAUGGGACACAGCAGCAGCAACGGCGGCAAGCUGGCCGAGCACGGCUUGGCGGAGUAGUGCAAUUGAUCGUCUCGUUCCAAAGGCGAUUAGCCAAAUCCAAGUAUCAAGUAUAUAUAUUUACAACCAUAGCUGGGGUGAGUGGGUUUCGAUUGAAAAAAAAUAUGAAAAUGAUAAAUUGUGAUUGGCAUUUUGUAAUCCGUGGAUAAUUUCAUUAGUAAUUUUGAAGAGUCAUAACAAUGUUUAACAUUAAAAAUAAUUCGUUUUUUUUUCUUCCCUAAUAUUAAAGACAAAAGCAAAUUUUCUGAUCAGCUGCAACUAUAACCCUUGCAUUCUGAUCAGAUCUUAAACGUCGGAAUUAUCCAAAGAUUAACUGCCGUCACAAUAAUGUCUUCAUAUACUAAAAAUCCACCUGCCCUCCUAUAUAUAUUCGCCACCUACCGCUGUGUAUUAGCCGAAGAACCCGUGGCGCGAGGAGACAUUUGAAUUUAUGGAUUAAGGAUCGUUUGAAUUUGUUGAAUUUGAUGGGUUUUCUUAGUUGUUCGUAUUUUUCAUCGUAUUCCAAAGCCAAUUGUUGGUUAGAAUAAGUGUUGCUAGGACGUCACAAGAGUUUAUAUACAUAAUGUAUACACACGGAGCCCUCGGUAGACAUCGUUUGCAAAUGCCUCAAUCAGGGGGAGAUUAUGUUCCGAUUUCGGGGAACAGAACGUACACAUUUCGGCGCAUUUCACUUGUUUUAGGUAAGCAGCAUGACGCUGACAUAUUCGAUACCUACUAAUCGCUCAGCCAGAGUUGGGUCCAGGCAAUUUCAAUUGAAUUCUACAGGAAACCUUUUAGUUCUGUCACUUAUUAGCAUAUACAUGUGUAAACUAAUAUAUACAUACAAAUAUUUAUUGAACGUUGACUUGAACCAUGUUAUUGAUUUAAAAUAAAUACAACAACUAAAUACGUAACCAA
Messenger RNA from Drosophila ficusphila, 2737 nucleotides. RefSeq names its product hyccin (gene Hyccin). Bases 206 to 1840 code for a protein of 544 amino acids. Lineage: Eukaryota; Metazoa; Arthropoda; Insecta; Diptera; Drosophilidae. Gene Ontology annotation, biological process: protein localization to plasma membrane; phosphatidylinositol phosphate biosynthetic process. The record is from RefSeq and is a predicted model, not a curated record. The transcript is spliced from 3 exons. Gene Ontology annotation, cellular component: plasma membrane.